Molecule: messenger RNA, 408 nt
Organism: Thamnophis elegans (Western terrestrial garter snake)
Lineage: Eukaryota; Metazoa; Chordata; Lepidosauria; Squamata; Natricidae
Gene: GPHB5
Product: glycoprotein hormone subunit beta 5
Biological process (GO): regulation of thyroid hormone receptor signaling pathway; G protein-coupled receptor signaling pathway
Cellular component (GO): extracellular region; cytoplasm
Molecular function (GO): hormone activity
Source: RefSeq, a predicted model, not a curated record
AUGAAAUGUCAAAGGAUGACCCAAACCAUCUUAUUUCUCUUGAUUUUGGCUAGCUGCAUCACUACACUCAAGCCUUCUAACACAAACUUGCAGACAUUCAUUGGCUGUGCUGUGCGAGAAUUCACUUUCCUAGCCAAGAAGCCUGGAUGCAAGGGGCUGCGCAUCACCACAGAUGCUUGCUGGGGGAGCUGUGAGACAUGGGAGAAACCCAUCCUGGAUCCCCCUUAUAUUGAAGCCCACCACCGAGUCUGCACAUACAAUGAGACCAAACUGAUGACAGUGAAGCUGCCAAACUGUGCUGCCACUGUGGAUCCUCUCUUCACAUACCCCAAAGCCAUCCGCUGUGACUGCAGUGUGUGCCUUAUCACCACAGAAUGUGAGACUACUCUGAAUGCCUCAAGUGAUUAA